Molecule: messenger RNA, 1252 nt
Organism: Aspergillus aculeatus ATCC 16872
Lineage: Eukaryota; Fungi; Ascomycota; Eurotiomycetes; Eurotiales; Aspergillaceae
Exons: 4
Coding region: 138-914 (258 amino acids)
Source: RefSeq, a predicted model, not a curated record
GCACUGGUAAGCGUAGGAUAUCAGGCUCUCUCGACGGCACUCCACUACUAAGUAUUUAAACCACGUCGAAUCCCAUCACCAUCCCAUGAGCUGUAGCGCUUCAUAUCACCCACCCUCUUACCCACCUCUCCUCCAUCAUGUCUGUAGCAAGGAAAGCAACAAACGACAUUAAAGACCUCAAUGAGAGUCUCCGACACCUCAACAAUUGGGUCAAGACCUCUGGACCCUGGAUCGCCGACUCCGAGUCCCUGAUGCGAAAGAUCAACGAGGCAUUCUCCUUCGGUCAGGAGUUUUCCUCCGACGAGUAUGUCGGCAAUGACAAAAUCGAGCGAGUCGUCAUGAGCGUGUCGCAAUUGCUAGCCUACCCCGACUCCGACGAUGAGGGUGAAGAUCGAAGCCCGCAGCUGCACCGAACUGAUAUCGACGAGGUCAAGGAGUUUGGGGAGCAGAUGCUCAGGCUCUACGAAUCCCUCCUCGUCUUCUUCACCGAACUCGGACGCAGAUCUCCCCCAUCCCCGGACGGCUUGAUCCGGAGCUUUUUAAAAGAACCAGUGAGGAACAUUGAGACACUCGUCCACAUGGACCCCAUCCUCAAGGCGGCCUACAUCGUGCGAGAACAAGACGGCUCGUCCGAGACGCAGCGCAACAACGACGAGGAGUACCAAAAGCAACAGGUCUCGGAUCUGCUCCUGUACACGGCGAACCAAUGCCGGGAGAGCUGGCGACGCAGCAAGCGGAGGGAUGAAUCCCCGGACCGUGGCAGCUACGCCAACGACGGCAACACGGGCAUCGGCAGUGUCUUUGUCGAUGCCUACAACGCCUUCACCGACCACGUGAGCCGGACCUUCACCGGGCGGCGCCAGCGCGGCGUCUAUUUCAAUGGCCGGACCGGCACUUUUGAUUAUGUGGACUGAACCGUACUGCGAAAUAAGCAAACAUCAUCAUGUUGGAGCAGUGGCCUAGGGGUCAGUCGGGGAUAAUGGUGACAUAAAUAGAAGAUAAUUCACGAAUAUAUCCCCAUGGGCCCUGAAGGUAGCCAGCCCAGAUUUGUGACUUGUGUCUCUUGGUCUCCUAGUAGAAUACCACGUGCCAGCGGCAACACGUCUACAGCAUUGAAAGAGAAUAGUCAGUCGGCAAUAAGACAGUCAGGAAAUCGAUGUUGAUGCGAAGCGCAGUGCACUACACAGAGGCCAUUGAUGUAGAGAUGCACAUUUGUCAAGAGGGCUUGAUUGAUCUGGUCCUGAAAGCCUUG